CGAGUAGAUACGAAAUAGCGGCCGCAGUCGCGAAGGCUCGCUGCUCACGGUGAGAUCGUGGUACGUCGGGAUCGUCAACGGAGAACGGUGUCGAUCGUGAUCGAUCGAUCGAUCGUUGUCGGUGGUGAACGCGGCGAUUCCCAACGUGACAAGAAGAACGAACGGAAAGACACGCCACACGUGAGAAUACAUCGUUCAGGAUCAGAACACGAAAAAGACAGAUAGAUAGACAGAUAGAUAGAGAGAAAGAGAGAAAGAGAGAGCGAGAGAGAGAGAGAGAGAGAGAGAGAGACUGGUGAUCUCGUUUUUUAUCGAUCGAUUGUCCUCAAAGAUUCGCAACAUCGAUCGAUGGUCGCAUUCACGACGAUCGAUUCAACGCGCGGGAAAUAAAAGACCGCGUAAACUGCCGGUACGAUUCUGCGCAAUGACAACGUCUUAUCCGCGCACAAACUAUUAAUAUUUCUAACAAAUUGCAUGUAUGAAUUUGAAGAAAGUAAGUGGUAAUUGGUUUGAAUUUAAUUGGAGACUGAGUGACAUUGAGUGAUCAAGUUUGAUCGUUGAUGUAAUAUAUUAUCAAAGUAAGGUUAAGCGGAUGUUUGUCACUUGGUACGAGAUAGAAUAACUCAAAGUGCACGAGGAGUGUGUCUGAAAGAACCACAGUGGUGAUUUAGUAGUGAGAAACGACGAGUCUCGAAAGAAAUGCUGAUACGUUCUGUUGGUGGAUCUACAUAGUUGCGGCAAGAUUGGAAGAGUAACUGGGAACAAAGAGAGAUGGAGAAUCCUUAAGAGAUCCAGGUGGUUUCGCCGCAGGCAGCCGCGAGAGAUGUGGUCACGCACGCGAUUCUUGCUCCUGGCGUGGAUGAUCUCGUUGCUGGCUGGCGUACGGCUCAGCAACGGGUCGCAGAGGCCGCGUCUCGGCGGCGCCGUCAACAUCUUCAGCCGUUACGGUUACCUCAGCAUCAGCAUGAGAGUGGUCCCCAGAAACGACACCGAUACUUGGAUCUUCCGAGAACCGACCCUAGAUGUUUUCAGGAAUCCAACCCCCAUAACGACCAAACAACGCCAACAGGCAGCGGUGUUCGAUGGAGACUUUCAUAUGGAGUUCUGCGAUAAUGUUCGUCAACUUCUGCAAGCUUACUUCCGGGACUUCACGUUUGAACGACUGGAAAGGCCAUGGCGAGCGUUUAGCGCCAGCUGGUCCAAGGCGGCCAUUGCUCGUCAUUUGGGCAUCAACUCGUCGUUCAUCACCGGUGAACAUUGUUACGUGCUGGUACGCGUUGCCAGGUUCCGUGAGAAUCAGAAAUUGGCUGUUACAGCAGACUCGAUGAUUCUGGACGAGGCUGUUCUCCGGGAAACAGAAAACGUCACUGUUGGAGAUACUGCCAGCGUGGUUCGGUUCAUCAAGCACUUCGGAUCGCACUAUAUUGCUGCUUAUGUCACUGGCAAUUCCUUGUAUCAGGUGUUCGUGUAUACUCAACAAGCAUAUCUACGUAUCAAAGAGCGGCUAAAGACUCGUGGUGUAGCAGAUUUAUCGAAUAUCGAGUUGAGCAAUUAUUUUUCGCCGUGGUACGCGGAGCACAUGGGCUCGAUACAAGCAGCGAGCGGAAACCGCACCGUCGAGGCUUGGGCGGUAGAACGGCUUCGAAACCAAUACUACAUUUUCUCGUAUGCCAGCUUGCUGAAAUUACACGGUGAUGCGAUGUUGCUAAAGCAAUUGGACGGUUUGUUGGAGAACGAAGCGUUGCUACAGCUUCAACUGAAGACGCUCGCGCCGAUCUUCAAAGAUCCUCAACGACGUGAGUGGUUCCUCGAGGUGAUCGACAAUUACUUUAAGUUAUGGGAGGUGAACAUGUGAAGUAGAACGAGACAUGUCCCGAAAGGAGAACAUUGAUACACCUCCGUUUUACUUACGUAAAAUUACGUAUCGGUAUGAUCUGUACGUGGAAGACCACGCGUUUACGCGUACGUAUUUAAUUUAGAAGACGUCGGCCGAUGACUUCGACGUGAAACGAUCAUUCGUCGUUGUGAAACGAUUCCUAGUGCUCGAAGAGUCGUUAGUCACGGUCCGCUGGAAGUUCACUAUUGUUUCUCCGUCAAACGGAUGCUAGGUUUUCAUAGAGAAACGCCCAACUACUAUAUUAUUAUUAAAUAAGUAUUUAUUAUAUUAUAAUCGAUAAUAGAAAACAUUUUUAUACAAACGUUUUAAAUAUAUAUGUACAUCACAAGCAAUUUUCGUAAAAGUGACUGAAAAAUGCGCGACGUUCUGCUUCCAUGUUUGUCGUUUCGCUUUUGAUACCGGUUUAAUAAAUUUAUGUUGCAUUCCCGUUUAAGCUCUUCAAGGGCGUAGCGACAAACGCAGAAACAGAACUCGUGACCUUUUUUCUUCUUUCUCGCGUUGAUUUUCUUCUCGAGCGUGUUCGAACUUUCAUAAAUCGAUGUUUUUAAAAAUAAAUCUACGCAUUGUGUAUUUUAUAAUACGUUCUAUCCUUACGAACUUAUGGACGUUACCGUUUCUUUUUUUUUUAAUCGAAAUGAAUCGAUAUGAGUAUUCAAGUAUAAAAGAAUGAUUAGUUUGUAUGUUUCGUACAAACAAGCAAAAGUUAUUUUAUUGGCACGAUGGAACGACUGAUGAAUAGAACUUAUAGAAAAAGUCAGUUUAUUUGAUCUUGUUAAGCAUUAAAUGUUAUUAUAUCUUAUUUUUAUGCUUGCUUAUCUUUUGUCUUUCCUCUUAAAGAACUACAACAAUAAACGUAAAUAAUUCAUUAAAAAAUUCCAGAACGUUUAAAUGUUUUUUAAAAGAAAAUUAUUUGAUUAAAGAUUAAAACUACACCUAGGUGUAUUGUGAAAAUUAAUAUUUUUAUACUAAAUUCGAUUAUAUAUUCUAUAUUCUGGAACUGACUUUUGAGCUGACGAAAGAAACUUGAAGAAUGCGUACUCACCUGUUCUUAUAAAAUUUUGUAGAUACACUAUAUGUAAAAGUUUCUAUUGCUUAUUAAAUCGCAUCCAGGAGUGCGAUUAAAAUUCUACAAGAUACAAUCAUUUAAAUGAACUGCGUUUUAUUAUGUAUAUACAAAAUUUUAUAUAAAUCGAUGAAUUCGGAUUCUUCAAGCUUCUCUGCGAAUUAACAUAUUACAAACAAAAUAUAACGAUACUUAUGAACGAAGUUCUGUGUAAAAAGACAGGUUUCUUUUUUAAAUUUCAUCGUUUCUAACUCGCAUGACAUUCUUCUAAGGAAAUGCGCAACAAUUGUAAGUGGAUUGACCUAUCUCCAGAAAUAUUGACUGUGGUAAGAUUAUUCAAUUCUAUUCAUAUACUAUAUUAAUACUUAGAUUCAAAAUUCGAAUAUCACAAUGUCUAUUAACAGUGAUAUUGAUUUAAAGUCGAGAUAAAAGGAAAUCUCAUCACUAGCUACGUUUCGCUAUAAAUUCGUGAACGAACAUUUGUGCAUUAAGUUCAAUCGGUCUUUUUAAAAGUGUGCAAUUUUGCAGAUGCUUGUUGCUCUCUACCUAAUUUUCUUCCAUUAACAACCAAUAUAACUGGAGUUUCGACGCGUAUAGAUUUGAAGUCAAAAUCCUGAAAAAGUAUAUAGUUGUAUAACCGUUAAUUUUAAAAGAAGCAUAUAUAUCAGUACAAUAAUACUAACGUUAUUGAGAUAAGAAAACUUAUGAUGAAUCACACAUGGUUCAGGUAUAGCAACAGAAUCUCCUACGGUUACUCCACGACCUUUAGCAAGAUUGUAUACUGUUACAGCAAUACACAUUUUUUCUUCGUCCACAAGACAAAACGCGCUAAAAUAUUGGAUACGUACUUGUUAAUCAUGAUCAUAAAUUACAAUCCUUGUUUUGUUGUAAUUAAAGUAAGGAAACUGAAAAACAGACUUACAAAGGUACACAAUCGGUGUCUUGUAUCCAACAUACUACUUUCCCAAAUAUAACUUUUUCUGGAUUUAACCCGAGGACUAGGUCUUUAAGUAAUACUAAAUCUAAUUUUACAGUCUUUUGGCCAGAUGUGAAAGAGCCACCUUUGUAUGGUCCCAAAUGUUUAACAUCCAAUGCCUACAUUUAAUCAGAAACCUAUAAAUAUGUAUAGGUACCAGCAUCAUGUAUUAAGUUUAUAGAAUCUUAUAAAAUGAAACACAUCUUGAAAU
Messenger RNA from Bombus impatiens (common eastern bumble bee), 4147 nucleotides. RefSeq names its product torso-like protein (gene tsl). The record is from RefSeq and is a predicted model, not a curated record. NCBI's taxonomy places the organism in Eukaryota, Metazoa, Arthropoda, Insecta, Hymenoptera, Apidae. The transcript is spliced from 3 exons. The coding region runs from base 824 to 1855 and encodes 343 amino acids.